This is a messenger RNA of Limulus polyphemus (Atlantic horseshoe crab), 1126 nucleotides long. RefSeq names its product cytochrome c oxidase subunit 4 isoform 1, mitochondrial-like. Lineage: Eukaryota; Metazoa; Arthropoda; Merostomata; Xiphosura; Limulidae. Gene Ontology annotation, biological process: mitochondrial electron transport, cytochrome c to oxygen. The transcript has 4 exons. Bases 143 to 682 code for a protein of 179 amino acids. The record is from RefSeq and is a predicted model, not a curated record.
ACACGUUUCGGUUUUUCUGGUUAUAGGUUGGACUGAAGGUUAUUCGUGUAGCAGCACGUUAUACUGAUCGAAGGCUAAGGAUACAGAGGAAUUAAGUAGCUUUUUCCUGGUUAUAUUUCACGAAAAGAUAAAUAACACUAGAAUGGCAAGUAAUUUACUAAAAGUACCCAUCUUUAGCAAGUUACCAUCUUUAGCAACAAGAAUUAUUCUCCCUUCAGCUGCAUACCAUAGAGAACGAAUAGGUAAUCGUGAAGUGGUUGGGUUUGGUUUAAAUGGUGAACCCAGCUAUAUAGAUAGAACAGAUUUUCCUAUGCCAGCUAUUCGUUUCAAAGAGAACUCGCAAGAAAUAACAACUCUUAGAGAAAAAGAGAAAGGUGAUUGGAAAGAACUGUCAAUGGAUGAAAAAAAAACACUGUAUAGGGCCAGUUUUUGUCAGACAUUUUCUGAGAUGAAGGCUCCUACUGGUGAGUGGAAAUCUGUUCUAGCAGGGACUUUUGUGGCAAUGGCCCUUACUGUAUGGCUGUAUGUAUGGAUGAAGAACUUUGUUUAUCAACCCAUGCCAGAUUCCUUUACACCAGAGAAAAAAGCAGCACAGCUCCAGAGAAUAAUUGACUUGAGAGUGAACCCCAUUGAAGGUUUAGCAUCAAAGUAUGACUAUGAGAACAACAGGUGGAAAGAUUAAUAGGUUAUUUCUAUAGUAGAAGUUCAAUAAGAGCAUUAUUGAAUAAAACAGGUAUUGAUUCAAGUAUUCUGUCCACCUUUCAAGUGAUUACUUAACUUUGCUAAAUUAUUUUAGAACACUAUUUGAAUUAUACAACUCUUAACUUUUGUGAGUUAAGUAUAUAGAGUUUAAGAUUAUUAAAGAUAAAUAGGAUUAUAAGGUAUUACUGCACUCACUAGAAAAUUUCUACAGCACAAGCAAGAAUAUUCCAGUUACUGACCUUUGACUGUAUACAGGAUUAUGGCUAAGUAUAGAUAAGCCUUGUGCAAUUUUUCCAGUUGUUAAUCAUGAAGAAAUUUUUGUGAAACAACUUGUAAAAAAUGUAUGCACUAAAUAAAAUGGUAGUGGACUAGCUACUGUUUCAAAGAAAAAAGUAGCACAAUAAAGUAUUUCUUCAUCAUUUAA